UGGGGUUUUGGAGGGAUAUAAGGACUUGCUUGGCGCCAACAUUUUCUGUUUCUCACUUCAUAGCUCUAUACUGAGAGAACUUCACCUAAUCUGUGCACUUAUCGUUAUCUUAUCAGACACAUUCCAGUCAUGUCCAUAGUACAGCCCAUUAUCCGAGACCAACUCGUCAUCGCCGACGAUGACGACUGGGACUCAGUAUACCACGUCGAAUGGGAACCCGACGCCAACUUCUUCACUGGCUCUGAACUUCGAUCCAGAACACCACUAAAUAAAGCUGCAGCCGAUCACCAAAUCACAUUAGCCCGCGCCGCAGCACUGAUAAUUCGCGCAUCUCUGAACAAUAUCCCUCUGGAUAUCCCGGACUUUGAUCCCUCCAAACUUGCCGGCUUCCGAAAACAACUGCAUCAAUGGAUGCAGGCGUAUAACUCGUCUCAGGCGAGUAAGCUUGUGUUGGGCGAUGUGACGAUGACUGUUAUGAUUGAGAUCUUAUCGUCGCUUAUGCGUAUGGGCGUUGAGGGAGAGAUUUUAGCCAAGAUUGGACCGAAUUUGGGAGCUAUCUUACAGGGAACUAUGGAUCCGAUGCCGCUACUUUUGGAAGGCAAUAGGUUCAAUCGGAUGCAAGACGGUAUGGAACUGAUGCAAAAGAUGAGAACGCAUCUCAGACAAUAUCUCUCAACGUAUGCCACAAAGAAGCCAGUCAUGAACGUCCUCGAAGUUGGCGCCAGUACGAGCAACAACUCCCAAACGAUCUUUGACGCGUUGCGAGAACAAAAGACUGUCUCGUAUACUCUUACCGACUCGUCGCUCUCAGUGCUGGAAGAAACAAAGGCGGGCAUUACUAAAGACUUCCUCAAGCUCAAGAGCCUCAACAUCAACCGCGAUCCUAUUGAACAAGGCUUCAGUCCCGAUACCUACGACAUCAUUCUCGUCAACAAUAUUCUUCAUACCGUGAACUCUCUUUCAGAAACACUAGCCAACUUGCGAAAACUCCUUGUUCCUGGUGGUGUCCUGGCCAUGGUCGGACUCUCAGACAUUUCACCCGCGUACAGCCUCAUCUUGGGUAUGAAUGAGAAUGUGUGGUCAGAUGAACGUUGUGAACAAUUGCCAUGUCCUUCGAACGAUGACUGGAACAAGCUGCUGCAGGGUAAUCAGUUCAGUGGUCUUGAGCCAGCGACAAAGACAUUUGAUUACGUCGGUCAAUCAUGCUACUGUGUUAUCUCUACGGCGGUCGCUUCCACUCAGCGCUUAAUGGUUAACAUUCUACCGGGCUCUCAGAGUAGCUUGUUCAGUUUUGCGGAGCAAUUGGCUUCCGCACUGGCAGAAAACAGUACAGCUUCCACCAUCACGCCAACAAAACUGCAAGAUAUCUCGUCACGAUUCGUUUACGUCGUUCUCGACGAUGGAUCCACCUCUUUGAGCGAAUACGAAAGCCUCCAUAAAGCGAACAACGUUCUUUGGAUCAAGAUGGGCGCUGGAUUCUCGACACAACGCGACAUGAACAUCAUCAGUCGUUUCGCUCGUGACGCUCAGAAGGAUAACGAAACUCUCAAGCUCGUGAAACUUGACGUCAAACAGGAGUACCCAGAGUAUGGAGACCUUCUCAAGGUUAUCAUGCGGAUCAUUCAAGUGUCUUUCCAGGAGGAUCGUGGUUCGAGGACAGAGUUGGAGUAUGAGUAUCGCAAUGGGAAAGUUCUUGUGCUGAGGGUGAAGGGAUCUGGUAUGACACAGAAGGUUGCUUGAAGGGAUUUAGCCAGACAGAGGGAUGGAGCUUAGUGAUUUGGAGUUAACUUUGUCUCAUUUGGCGCAGCGUUUGGCGUACAUGUUCGGUAGUUCAUUGGAGUUUGAGAUAUCACUUACAUAGGACAUUUGCGGCAAGUGUUCCGUCGUUCGCUAGAUAUACUACUCCAGUGCAUCAAGUUGACUUCCAAUUUCCUGUGUACAAUAAAUCCGAACCUUUAUGAAUCCCAUGAUCGAUAGAGUAGGAUACUUGGGGGGGAAUACGGAGAACCUAAGUUGCUCA
Messenger RNA from Fusarium verticillioides 7600, 2020 nucleotides. RefSeq lists its product as hypothetical. NCBI's taxonomy places the organism in Eukaryota, Fungi, Ascomycota, Sordariomycetes, Hypocreales, Nectriaceae. The transcript has 2 exons. The coding region runs from base 130 to 1740 and encodes 536 amino acids. The record is from RefSeq and is a predicted model, not a curated record.